AGUAUAGCCAUGAUGAACGUUUUACUGACUUGAUCCCUACCUAUCAUUCACGUUCCGGCGCUUCAAUACUAAUGAGUACAGUGUCUAAAGUAAUGAUCAGUGUACCGAGAUUUUUUUUAGUAAAUCGACAAUUAUUAUUUGCCACGAUGUUGUUCUAUUUAUUUGUGAUUUUAUUUGCCAGUGCUCUUGUUCAGGCAGCGCCAACAGAAUUGACAAUAACGGAUUUGAAAGGAGUAAUUGAAGAGGUGACCACAUUGAGACCAUCGACUGUUAAUGAAACAGUUUAUUUAGAUGCAAAAGCCUCUCAAGCUCUUGGCAGUCCAUUAGAAUCUGCUGGCACGUCUAAAAACGUUUCUAGAGAAAUUAUAACAGGAUCGCCUGAAGCAUCAAGAGCCACCAACAUAACUGACACUGACACAAUUAUACCUGUAGAUACAGUGACUCCUGUCGGCGAGCCCAUUGUCUCGGCUUUGAAGAUCAAUGCAGUUGGCGAAACUAUUAUUAGUACCACAGAAAUACCCCAAGCUUCAACUACCACGUCAAGUAUAACAGUUGUCGGAAUGGCCGACGAAUUAACUACGGGUGCUGAAAUUACUUCUACAACGUUUAACUCGGUUGAAGAUGAUGGUGUCAGUGCUCUUACACUAGAAUUUACUACAGAAGCUCAAGUAUUUAGUACUGCUACAACACCAAUUACAGAUGAUAUAAUUAGUACUUGGACACGUGAAACAACUACGGAAUCAUUAAUUGAUUCAACAACAUCGAUUAAAUCAGCGAUAGAUGAGUCAACUAGUACUGUAACGCCAGAAAUAACUAAAAGUGCACCGACUACAGAAACUGAAAUAAGUAGUACUACAACACCAACUACAAAUGAUGAAAUUAGUACUUUGACGCCUGAAAUAACUACAGAAUUAUUUUUUAUUUUAAUAACACCAAAUGAAUUGACUUCAGAUGGUAUAACUACUACUUUAACACCCGAAAUAAUGACAGAUCCACCAACUACAGAAUCUCAAAUAAGUAGUACCAUAACACCAACUGUAAAUAAUGAAAUUAGUACCCUGACACCAAAAAUAACAACGCAAUCAUUCUUUAUUUCAACAACAUCAAGUGAAUUGACUAAAGAUGGUAUAACUACUACUUUAACACCCGAAAUAAUUACAGAUCCACCAACUACAGAAUCUCAAAUAAGUAGUACCAUAGCACCAACUGUAAAUAAUGAAAUUAGUACCCUGACACCAAAAAUAACAACGGAAUCACUCUUUAUUUCAACAACAUCAAGUGAAUUGACUAAAGAUGGUAUAACUACUACUUUGACACCUGAAGUCACUACAGAGUCAUUCUUCGUUUCAAAAACACCAAUUGAAUCGACUACAGAUAGUACAACUACUACUUUGAUACCUGAAAUGAUUACAGAUCCACCAACUACACAAACUGAAAUAAGUAUUACUACAACACCAACUACAAAUGAUGAACUAAGUAUUUUAACGCCAGAAACAACUACUGAAUCAUUCUUCGUGUCAACAACACCAAAUGAAUUGACUAAAGAUAGUACAAGUACUACUUUAACACCUGAAAUAAUUACCGAUGCCCCAACUACAGAUGAUAAAAUUAGUACUGUAAUACCAGAAAGAACUACAGAAUCAUUUAUUGCUUCAACGACACCAUUCGAAUCAAUUACAGAUGGUGUAUUUAGUACUUUAACGCCAGAAUCAUUCCCUGUUCCAACAACACCAAUUGAAUCAACUACAGAUGGUAUAACUUUGACUACUACUUUGACAUUUGAAACAACUACAGAUGCACCAACUUCAGCAUUUCUAGCUAUCAAUACGACACUGAACCCAGCUACUAUUGGUGUAAUCAGUACUUCAACAGUAGAAACAUCAACUACUGAAGAAACUGAAGUACAAACCGAUGAAAAUACAACUACUGCAUACAUCUUUUACACCAGUCAGUUUGUUCUGAAACACGAAACACCGGAAUAUUGCAACUGGUAUCAAAUUAAUUGCAACAAUUAUCUCAAUCAUCAAAGUUUCUGUACAUACUUAUUGGUAGGGGAUUGUAAUAACUUUAAAGCUUAUCAAAUUUGGCCUAUUAAACAAUUGGUUCGAUCGUUCACAUAUUUUCCAUACACAUUUAAUUACCAGUAUGUUUAUAAGGAACAACGUUCCUACGGAUGUAAUUUAUAUCGAGUUAAAUGCGAACACUACUAUUUUGUUAAUAUAAAAACUGAACACUGUAAUCAUGAAUACGUUGGUGAAUGUUCUAAUUAUCAAAUGAUUCAUGUCAUUAAUUCUUCAUUCUAU
Molecule: messenger RNA, 2303 nt
Organism: Cotesia congregata
Lineage: Eukaryota; Metazoa; Arthropoda; Insecta; Hymenoptera; Braconidae
Source: the annotation of a GenBank genome assembly